AUGAUGCGUGUCUAUAAAUAUGGCGGCUUCUGCAAGGAUUCCUUAAUUUUAUCCACGGCUAAGUAUUUGCCGGGUAGUUGUGGGUGGAAGUCUUUAAAUGUGUGUGUUACAAACAGUUGUAACUUCGUGUCGUCGGUACAGCGUACCUUUCAAGUUCAAACUCGAAACAUCGCUAAAUCUGCUACAGUUGGCGUUGCAAAACAAAUAAAGAGAACUGAAAGUGGAAACACGACUGUUAUAGAAGCUGUACCUAUUGAGGUGAAGGAUAGAUCGAAGCAAUUGCUGUCGGUCGACGAUCCACAUGGAGCAUGUCCACUCUGCAGGCUUGGCAUCGAGAUCUCACACACAGAUGUAUUGGUCAUAAGGCAGUUUCUGUCAGAUGAAGGUCGUUUGCUGCCCAGGCGCAUCACAGGACUGUGUCAGAAAUCCCAGUGGAAGAUGCAGCGAACUCUACAGCAGGCACAAAGAGCAGGCCUCCUCCGUACACUCUUGCCACGCAAUCAGAAAUACAUCCCACCAGGCAAGUGGAAGAAGUACAACAGCUAUUAUGACAGCCCACAGAGCCUAAAUAUCAGCAUGGACGAGUAUAGCUAUAAAGCAGUAGCAGAACAACGCCAGAAAAAGAAGUGGCGACAGGAGUUGUUCCAAGAACAUUACGAGAAAAUCAAAUUGAAACAUGUUAACGAGGGUUGAGGACAUACUUCAGGUAUGUCUGGAAGUGAUUUAAAUAUGCACACAAAAUUAGGUAUGCAUGUAGGUGGGUGGGCAUAUGUGUAGAAAUUGUUAUAGGCAACACGGACCAUGUAUGCGAUAGUGACAGGCCACUGUUUUUCAAGUAGUGUACAAUGGCACAAUAGUUUCCAUUGUAAUGCAUAAGUUUACCAGUGUACACGAGCUUUGUGCUUUAAAGACACAUUUGUAUGAUUUAGAAAGGAGUAAGUAGUAAGUAUCGUAUCACAUGUUGGUACUUGCUUAGCUUGAAUCAACUCUUUUCAUUAGCAAGCUAGAUGCAUUAUUCAGAUACCUGAUGUAACAAUAGGCCUACCAUGUCUGCUUUUAUACUGUACAUAAACACAUGUCAUUAUUAUAUAAAAGUAAGUUUGAAAUAUUAUAUAG
Molecule: messenger RNA, 1116 nt
Organism: Priapulus caudatus
Lineage: Eukaryota; Metazoa; Priapulida; Priapulimorpha; Priapulimorphida; Priapulidae
Exons: 6
Coding region: 1-693 (230 amino acids)
Biological process (GO): mitochondrial translation
Cellular component (GO): ribosome; mitochondrial small ribosomal subunit
Molecular function (GO): small ribosomal subunit rRNA binding; structural constituent of ribosome
Source: RefSeq, a predicted model, not a curated record